Closterium sp. NIES-65 is the source of this 1395-nucleotide messenger RNA. Lineage: Eukaryota; Viridiplantae; Streptophyta; Zygnematophyceae; Desmidiales; Closteriaceae. The record is from the annotation of a GenBank genome assembly.
AUGACUUCGGCUGCUUCGUUGAUGCCGCCUUCGCUGGUGCCUGCAUCUCCAGCGCUGAAGCCAUCUCAACCUCCAGGACAAGGAAAACGGAGUCGCAGAAUGCUUUCCCCCCCUCCAGGUGCACCAGGAGGUCCCGGAGGUCAGCUUUUGCUCGGUCCCGGGAGCUCAGCGGCUGGAUUUGAAGCGGACCUCGUUAAUCCUGAAGGCUACGAAGUGAAUCGCAGCUCCGAGAGCAAGGUCAUCGACGUUUGGACGGAAUGGAAGGAGGGUAUAAACGGUGGGCCGUCCAUUGAGAAGCUUGAAGAAGCACGCAAGCGCGACCGCAAAUGCGUUUGGUGGAGACAUAAGAACGAUUACAAAUACUGGAGCAAGCAGAUGCGCAUUAUUCACGCUAUUGAGAAGAAGGCCGCCGAGCUGGGUGGAAGCCUGGAUGCUGCGAUUCGUUACUGGGAAGAGAUUUUGCGUGUGGAAUUUGAAGGCAGCAUUUCCAAGCUGCGAGAGGCCCUUGGUGGUGAAAAGGCUGUUCCUGGCGGUGCCGAUGGCCACGACUCGCGUCCAUUCUCCCCCGCGUUUGGGUUCGGCGCCUCGAUAUGGGGUAGGCGACAAAACGACGACGAUGUUGAUGUUGAUGCUGCCAUUGCCGCUCCCCGCUCCUCCUGCGUCUUCUGCUCCUUCCACGUGCCUCCCUUCUCGCCUCGUCCAUUUAAUUCUCUUCAAAAUUUUCCCUCUCUUCCUCCUCUCCGCCUCUCCUCGCCUCUGCUUCUGCUCCUACUGAUGCAUUCCGUUCCACCUCUUGUGGCUCUUCCCGAAUAUCCCGUCCUCCCACUCCCCCUCUCGCCCUCCGUCCGCAUCUGUACCCUGGGAUCCUCGUGGGAGUGGGCAAUGCUGCGCCUGGAGCUCUUUCUCGACUCCACCGUCAAGGUCUUGGGUCCACUCUACGUCCUCAUCGCCCUCGUCCUCAUCCUGUCAUCCCUCCCCUUCGACUUCCUCUCACCCUGUUCCCCCUUCCCCCUCCCUUCACCACCAUUCCCCCUCCCCUCUUCUUCCUCCUCUUCUUACUUCCUCCUCUCUCCCCCCUCUCCUCCCCUUGCCAGCGCCAUCAUGGUACCUCACAUUCUCACUGCUGCACCCCAUGGCAUGACCCUUUUUCUUUCUAGUACACUCAACCCGAAACUCCUCCCCACUUUCCUCCCUCCCCCUGCCAGCGCCAUCGUAUACCUGGCCUUCUCGCUGCUGCUGCCCAUGGCAUAUCCCCUGCACACCCCAGCGGGCAUGCUGCAUUCCCUGGCAGCAGCAUGGGUGUCGUUCAACAUUCUCUUCAACUUCUAUUGCGCCGCCACCAGAAACCCGGGCUCGCCUCCUCCCCUUGCGGUGAGACAUGCUGCUCUGAUCUGA